UUGAGGACUCAGCCUUGUGAAAUAGGUUAGUUUUUGGCAUAAAGCUCCUCCAACGAUGCCUUUCAAGAAAUGGAAGGUCAAUGUAAAAAUAAUGACAGAGAAUCUGAAACUCUAUAACUUUAUAAAACGGGAUUUUCAUAAAUAUAUAUAUAUAUAUAUAUAAGUUUAUAAAACAGACUGUGUUACACUGAGUUGGGUCUAUAGAACUAAACAAGCUCAAGGUACUUAUAUCUGACUGUUUGCAACACUUGCAUGUCUGCUUGAUACGACCAUGUAACUAUUGCUUUAUGAGGAAGUGUGAGGUGAAUUUUACUACAAGUUAUAUUUAGAAACUGAAAAGUGAUACAUUCUAUUUCUACAUUGCCAUCAAUGCUUACGUGGCUGGCACAUUGGUGCAACCUGUUGUGAUAAUGCCUUGCUUUUUGUUGCAAGUGGAAUUUGUCUUUCCUGGCAUUAAUGCUACAUUCCCACACCACAUAUGAGCUACUCUUUAUUCUGCCAUAUCUUUCUUCUUCUUUUUCUGAAAUGUUGGGCCAAAUUCAAUUUAUAAAAUGACGGAGCUAGCCUCAACUUUCUCUAUCUCCUGAAUUGCACGAGAAUGCAUAAAUUAGGUGCCCUGGAGUUCAAAGCGACAGCCAUUGAGAAAUGUCAGAGCUACUUACAAGGAGAAUAGGUGUGCAUACUGUGAGAGAAAGAGAGAAGGAAAAACCUGGUAGCUUGACAAUAUUACAACUGUUAUAAUAAAAUACCCUGGAUUAGGCAUGUUAGGCUUCUGUUAAACUGUUAGAUAACAACUCAAAAUCCAGGGAGGGGCCUGUUUUACUUCAAAACCAUAACUUACGGUGCUCAAUGAUUGCCUUCCGUGGGGCCUGUGGCAACUGUGGUGUCCUUCAUCAAAAUGCAAGAAGACAAUUAAUCAUUUUGGACACUUUCUUAAUAUUCCUUGCAAGUUGGUAGAUGCUUUGAAGCUUACAUAUGUAUCCUGACUGAGUAAAUGCCCGUAAAGCCAAGACUAUCCUCUACUGCAUAAACAAAAUCUAUAUGAUACAAGGGCAUGUAAAACAUUUCCCAAUGCAAUUUCUUAGAAUUUUCUCAGAGCAUGUUUUGGUUCACAAGUCAAACCAGGUUCCCUACUUCAACUUAUCUUCAACCCUUCAACUAAUUCAUUUAAUUCACAGAAUGGCAUUGCUCUGACCGAAGAGGGAAAACUUUAAGCAAAUACAGCGGAUCAAUGGAAAAGUUUCACUGGGAUAAACUCCAUGAACCUUUAAGUCUUUUUCUUUUUCUGGUCCUUUUCUUAUCGUAUCAGCUGCCAUCUUCAGCAUACACUCUUCCCGACAAGUAUUUCGUCAAUUGUGGAUCAAAAAACAACAUAAACGUCACUUCUCGGACCUUUGUUGGUGACCUGAAUUCCGAUUCCGUCUCCUUUACCAAAAAGAGCAGCUCUGUCAGAGACAACAGUCAGGCAUCAGGAACACCAUCUCUGUAUCAAACUGCAAGAAUUUUCUGGCAGCGGUCUUCGUAUGAGUUUGAAAUCAAUACUAAUGGUACUUAUCUGGUACGCCUUCAUUUCUUCAAUUCAUCGGGUCUCCCAGCAGCUGUUUUUGAUGUUUUAGCUUCUGGUUUUAUACUCUUGCAUAAUUUCACAGUCCAAAAUAGUAGCAGCUUUCCUCUAAUAGAGGAAUUCAUUUUAAGCAUUCCUAUCGGUAAAUUCUUCAUCUACUUUGUUCCUCAAGGAUCUUCUUUUGCAUUCGUCAAUGCCAUAGAAGUCUUUCCUGCCCCUCCAAAUUUCAUAUAUGAUAAGGCUCCACAGAUUAGUCAAGGAAGUAGUAGUAAUGAGUACAACGGUAUACUCUCUCGCGCUUUGAAGACAAUUCACAGAAUAAAUGUUGGAGGCCAAACCCUUACACCAGAAAAUGACACUUUAUUCAGAACAUGGCUUCCUGAUGAUAAUUAUCUGUAUAAUCCAGACACUGCAAAGAAUAGCCAGUUUUACGUAGGUAGACCUAAUUAUAUAGAUCUUGUUAAUGAAUUUAUUGCCCCAGACCUAGUAUACAAGACUGCCAAAGAGAUGAAUAUAAAUACCAGUAGGCCAUCAAAUAACUUCAAUAUAACCUGGUCCUAUGAUGUGACUGGAAAUGCUAAGAACUUGAUUCGGGUUCACUUCUGUGACAUUGUUAGUCAAUCGCAGAAUGGUUUACGAUUUUUUCUUUAUAUAAAUAGCAACCUCGUACAGAUAAUCAACCCUUAUGAAACAGUGAGGUUAUUGGCAACUCCAUUUUUCAUUGACUUUGUGGUUGAUUCUGAUGAUUCGGGACUCAUGAACAUCUCCAUAGGCCCUGAUACUAGUUUGACACAGAGUCGAACAGCCUUCCUAAACGGGGUUGAGAUAAUGGAAAUGAUGCGCGAAACUGAUUUGGUUCCCAUAACAAAUGAGUCCAACCAGAAGCCUAUCUUUAUAAUUGUUGGUUCAGUUCUUGGAGGUCUAGUUCUUGUCUGCAUCUUGGGUGGUGUGCUGUUUAUGGUUUUGAAACGCAGGAAGCCAAAAGCUGUUGAAACUUCAAAUUGGACACCAUUAAAUGCAUAUAGAGGAAGCACUCACGGUGAUGGGAAGAUGCCUCAAUUGUCAACACUAAGCACAGAGGGAACCGUCAUUGCUUCCCCUGUUCCUAACUUGAACCUGGGUUUAAAGAUACCAUUUGUUGAGAUUCAGUUAGCAACGAACAACUUUGAUAAGAAGUUGCAGGUUGGCAAGGGUGGAUUUGGUAAUGUGUAUCGAGGAACUCUCAGAGAUGGCGUGAAAGUGGCUGUGAAACGAAGCAAGCCAGGGUCAGGUCAAGGCCUGCCAGAAUUCCAAACGGAGAUCAUGGUUUUAUCAAAAAUUCGCCAUCGCCAUCUUGUUUCCUUGAUUGGAUAUUGUGAUGAAGGGUUAGAGAUGAUACUGGUUUAUGAAUUCAUGGAGAAAGGAACUUUGAGGGAUCAUCUAUAUAACUCAAAACUACCUUUUUUGUCAUGGAAGCAAAGGCUUGAAAUUUGCAUUGGUGCAGCAAGAGGUCUUCAUUACCUCCACAAAGGUGCAUCUGGUGGCAUCAUUCACCGUGAUGUUAAGUCCACAAAUAUCUUGCUUGAUGAGAACCUUGUAGCCAAAGUAGCUGACUUCGGCCUUUCAAAAUCAGGUCCUCCAGGUCAAACCCAUGUCAGCACAGUUGUCAAGGGAACUUUUGGUUAUCUUGAUCCUGAGUACUUUAGGACACAACAGCUGACAGAAAAAAGUGAUGUUUAUUCUUUCGGUGUGGUUCUUCUUGAGGUGAUAUGUGCAAGGCCGGCUAUCAAUCCUACCCUUCCAGGAGAGCAAGUGAACCUAGCUGAAUGGGCAAUGUUUUGCAAGCAGAAAGGAUUGCUUGAGCAGAUUGUGGAUCCAUCCAUAAAAGUUCAGAUCAAUCCCAACUCAUUAAAAAAAUUUGCAGAGAUAGCAGAGAAAUGUUUGCGAGAAGAUGGCGAUGAUAGGCCUACCAUGGGUGAUGUGGUAUGGGACUUGGAGUAUGCAUUACAGCUUCAGCAAACAGCAGUUGCACAAGAGCCACAUGAGGACAGCACGUCCAAUGCUUCCAGUAUAUUACCAUUUCCCAUUCUCCAGCGUUUUCCUUCCAUGAGUGCAGGACUCGGGAGAGAUGAUAUGUCCAUUACAAUGGAGGAUGACUCUGACUCUGUCCCAUCAGCAAGUGAAGUUUUCUCCCAAUUGAAAAUCAAUGAUGCCAGAUAAAUCAUUCGGUUCACAAGGCAUAAUUUCCCAGUUUGAUGUUCUUUGGUCUAUGUAUGUUUCAUAUUUGAGAUUAAAUAGGCACUGCUUUCUUACAAUAGAGAUCUCUAUUACAAUGUUUGAACUUCAAGAUGUAUAAUAUAAAGGCAUUUUCCAAGAUCAUAUCUUUGCCAGACCACCAGCUAGUUAAAUUGUACUAUGAGAGAUUAUUUCUAAGAUUACUUUAUCAGGAAAUAAAAGGUUAUUUA
Molecule: messenger RNA, 4008 nt
Organism: Theobroma umbraticum
Lineage: Eukaryota; Viridiplantae; Streptophyta; Magnoliopsida; Malvales; Malvaceae
Product: putative receptor-like protein kinase At2g23200
Biological process (GO): protein phosphorylation
Molecular function (GO): ATP binding; protein kinase activity
Source: RefSeq, a predicted model, not a curated record